Messenger RNA from Macrobrachium nipponense, 408 nucleotides. RefSeq lists its product as uncharacterized. The transcript has 2 exons. NCBI's taxonomy places the organism in Eukaryota, Metazoa, Arthropoda, Malacostraca, Decapoda, Palaemonidae. Bases 1 to 408 code for a protein of 135 amino acids. The record is from RefSeq and is a predicted model, not a curated record.
AUGUUGGUCAAGUUUGGGAAACAGUUCAGCUUCAUCUUCAUCUCUCUCACUGUCAAUCAGUCAGUCUCUCUUCCUCCUCCCAUCCCUAAUCCCCAUCCAUCUCUUCCUCCUCCACCUCCUCCAGCUCUUCCUAAUCCUCAUCCAUCUCCUUGUCCUUCUCUCCCUCCUCCAUCUCCUCCUCUCCAUCCAUCUCUUCCUCCUUCUCUUCCUCCAUCUCCUUCUCUCCCUCCUCCCCCAUCGCCAUUUCUUCCUCCCCGCCCAUCUCCUCCUCCUCUUCCUCCUUCUUCACCUCCACCUCCUCCUCCUCCUACCCUUAGGAAGCCAUCCGGAACCCGACAGUUUCCCCUCUUCGGCGAGAAUCCCAAGUCAUCUCAAGAGAAGGAGAGUCCUUCAUCUCUCCUCUUCUAA